AUGAGGGCUAGUACUUGUACCCAACUGGACCACUUCCUCUCAGUCUGCCCCACCACUCUUACCAUUGACCUCCUUCAGAAGGCCCUCCUAGCUAUAGAGAAGAGCAUAGUGGCUGUAGGAGCCUCUCGUGUGCUGCGGCCGACCUUGUUGGCUUCGAGUCGGUCGGCGCUGCGUCUGCCCCGAGCGGGAGACGCCGCACCGGCAAGGGCAAGGGGGGCAAGGGCGCUGGAGGGGCUGGAGGGGGCGGUGGAGGUGGUGGUGGAGGCAGUGGAGGGAGUGGGGGUGGUGGUGGGAGUGGUGCCGGGGGUGGUGGCGGCGGCGGCAGAAGUGGAGGCGGCGGAGGCGGUGGAGGUGGUAAAGGGAGCGGAGGCGGCGGAGGUAGUGGAGGAGGCGGAGGUGGAGGAGGCGGCGGAGGCAGCGGCGGCAGCGGAGGCGGCGGUGGUGGAGCGGGUCGCGACUCUGCGCCGAGGAGUGGCGCCGGUGGUGGUCAGCGCCAGCAGCAAGAGCGGAGUGGUGUGA
Messenger RNA from Closterium sp. NIES-65, 519 nucleotides. The record is from the annotation of a GenBank genome assembly. NCBI's taxonomy places the organism in Eukaryota, Viridiplantae, Streptophyta, Zygnematophyceae, Desmidiales, Closteriaceae.